AUGGAUAAGUGUAUUUUUGUGGCUUUGUACAAUUUUCCACUUGGUGGUCAAGCAGCUAUAACUAUACAGGUCGGAGAGCAACUCAACAUCCUUUCUGAAGAUGGUGAUUGGUAUAAAGUGUCAUCUCUCUCCACUGGAAAAGAAUGUUAUAUGCCUAAAAGCAAUGUCACCAAAGUCUUCAAUAGGUGGCUCUAUAAAGGUAUAACCCGUGAGAAAGCAGAAGAAUUAUUGCUGAUGAGCUGCAACCACAAUGGUUCUUUCUUGAUCCGAGAAAGUGUGUCUAGAAAAGAAUGCUUUACUCUAUCUGUAAAACAAACCAACCGAGGCUCACAGGAUACCAUCAAGCAUUAUCUUAUCAAUCGUUUAGAGAAUGGGUGGCUCUAUAUCUCACCGCGUCUGACCUUUCCCACACUUAAAGAGAUGGUUGAUUAUUACACAGAAACAGCAGAUGGAAUUUGUUGUAUUUUGAAGGAACCGUGUAUUACACAAGGAGCUACUAAUACGUUAGGCCGCAAUUCCUCUGGACCAGUAAUGAUUAGAAAAAAAACACUUAACUGGAAUGAAUUGGAUAGCUCUGCUCUUUUCAGUAAAGACGGCAACUUCAGUGAUGACUGUCCUGUAAGCGUUGGACUGAGGGAAGCCGUCAGCUCUUACAUGUUAAUGACUGAGGACAUCAAUUCAGACAGCCCUUCCGAAAAAGAUUUUCUGUGGAAAACAUAAAAUAAAUGAAAAGGACAACAGAGAAUUGUAAAAUGCUCUUGGGAAAAAUAUUUAAUAACUGAAAACAAAAACGAUGAAUGUGCUAUAAAAUGAAGUUAAGCUGUUCAGUACCAGGCCAGCCAGAUAUUGCAGUGCAGUAGUUUCUGACUCGUGCUGUACAAAGACUUUCGGAUGCACAUAGAACUGUAUUUAUUGCAGCUGUGCUGCCUUGCUUGUUUCAGUGUGUAUAUAUUUGUACAAUAUUUAAUAUAUAUAUAAACAUAUAUAUAUUGUGUCUGUUCUUUUGACAUUUGGUAUUUUUUGGUUAAAAACUGUUCAAUCGGCAACUUUU
Messenger RNA from Bombina bombina (fire-bellied toad), 1051 nucleotides. It is a transcript of the gene SLA2, whose product is annotated as Src like adaptor 2. The record is from RefSeq and is a predicted model, not a curated record. Gene Ontology annotation, molecular function: protein binding. NCBI's taxonomy places the organism in Eukaryota, Metazoa, Chordata, Amphibia, Anura, Bombinatoridae. The transcript is spliced from 6 exons. Bases 1 to 720 code for a protein of 239 amino acids.